ACGGAAGCAAAACCCUGGGCAGAGCCAGCUGCAGCCACAGUGUGAGUGCUGCAGGCCACAUUCGAACCCAGCUCUCGGAGGGGAGCAGGGGCCAGUGGCCCCCGCUUUGCCCCCCAGCCUGGGAUGGACGUGGGUGCCUACCUCUCCCGGAUUGGUUACCAGGGCCCGAAGGAGCCCACCCUGGAGACCCUGCAGGGGCUGCACCGUUGCCACCUGUUCUUGGUGCCCUUUGAGAGCCUGAGUGUGCACUGCGGGGAGCCCAUCACCCUGGCGUUGCCCCUGCUCUAUGACAAGAUCGUCUGCCGGCAGCGCGGCGGCUUCUGCUACGAGAACAACGGGCUCUUCCUGUGGCUGCUGCGGGCGCUGGGCUUCUGCGUGGUGGGGCUGGCCGGCCGCGUCCGGAACCGCUUCACGGGGCGCCUCGGGCCACCCCGUGACCACUUGGUGCUGCUGGUGCGGCUGGGGGGCCAGCGCUUCCUGUGCGACGUGGGCUUCGGGGACGGCUUCCUGGAGCCCCUGCGGCUGGAGCCGGGCCUGGAGCAGCCGCAGGAGGGCGGCACCUUCCGGCUGAGCCUGGCGGGGGGCGUCUGGGCGCUGGAGCGGCUGCAGGCGCCCGGCAAGGGGGGGCAGCUGCUCUACACCUUCACGUUGGAGGAGCGGGAGCUGGGAGACUUCGCCGCCAUGUGCUGCUACCACCAGCAGGCCCCCAGCUCCAUCUUCGCCUGCAAGUCCUUCUGCAGCCUGCCCCAGCCGGGCGGCGGCCGCCUCACCUACAUGGGCUGGCGCCUCAUCGCCACGCGGGGCGGGGAGCGCACGGAGACCCCCCUGCAGCCCCACGAGAUCCCCACCCUGCUGCAGCACACCUUCGGGGCCCAGCUGAGCGGGACCUUGGUGCCCAAGGACCAGGCCAUCCAGCCACCCCCGGAAGGGGAGGAGAUGGAGCAGCUCCCCUCCUCUGACUGAAGACGCUCUGAGAAACGAGGUGGGGGGGACAGACCCAGAGACACCCCUGACAGCACCCUUGGGUGCCCAGCUAAGAGAGCUGUAAAACAGGCCAGCCAAGCAGAAACCUGGAUGGAGGGAGCUCCUGGGCCCAAAGGGAAGAGCAAGGUGUGGGCUGGGAGCCAGGACUCCUGGCUUCAAUCGCCAGCUCUGGGUGGGGAGCAGUGGCUACUGGGUUGGGGGCGGGGGGGUCAGGACUCCUGGGUUCCAUCGCUGGCUCAAACACUGACUCUAUGAUCCUGGGUGGGUCCAUCCCUGCUGUGGAUUGCGC
Molecule: messenger RNA, 1273 nt
Organism: Gopherus flavomarginatus (Mexican gopher tortoise)
Lineage: Eukaryota; Metazoa; Chordata; Testudines; Testudinidae
Product: arylamine N-acetyltransferase, pineal gland isozyme NAT-10-like
Exons: 2
Coding region: 124-963 (279 amino acids)
Molecular function (GO): acetyltransferase activity
Source: RefSeq, a predicted model, not a curated record